UGCAGCACCUGCAGUAUCAUCGGAGAUCGUGUGGUUUCGCGUGCUUAAUUGAACUUUUGAGCGCAUAUUUUGCAGAAAAUAUCAAAAAAGAAAAACAGACACCAAAAAAAAAAGAAAAGCUUAAUCUCCGGUUUAGCAAUUUAGUUUGCUUCGCAGUGUGUUUUUGCAACAAGAUAAACGAUACAAUCAGGGCUAACGUUUAAGACAAAAAAAGAGGCAGAAAACGGUGUGAUACGCGGCGUGUCUGUGCAAAUUUUUGAUGCUCCGUUGGGCAUCCAACCACACUGCGGCCAGCAACCUGUCGCCCUUGAUCAGGGUCUGGUCUUUUAGUAACACACACACAUCGCUCGGUGGCGAUAUUUGCAAAACUUUCCGAGCCUAAUAAUGAAGAACCAUUAAGGGUGGCUGGCGCUGGUAACGGUUUACAGAGGUACAACUUUCCCCUCCUUUGCCAGCGGUUGGAAGGAAAUUAAGGCUCUCUCUCCCUGGGGAUGGUGCGGAGUGGUGGAGGGUGAGACGAACAAGAAAACAAAAGCUAACAACAACAGCAAAGCGAUGGCUAUAAUGGGCACACGCUGGUGGAGGCUGUCGGUGGCUAGCGCCGCCGGAAAGUGAGAGUGUGGGGCCAGCCACUCUAAGACAGCUCCAGCUGCCGGCUGCCCAAAUAGAAAAGUCAUUCCGUAAGUCACCGGCGCGCAUCACAUUCACACACUGGCUCUGCGGGAGAAGAAGUUUCUACAUGUGUUUGUUUGUUUGUUUGUUUGUGUGAAUGUGUAUGUGCUGAUUACCAUUAGAGUGGCGUAAAGCGUAGAGAGGAUUCGAGAAAGAGGCUUAUUGGAAAAAUUGGAAACCAAUUGGUUUUUUUUUGUUGUGUGAAUUUUGGCCGUCGUGUGUGUUGUGUUGUGUGAUACACGCCCCAGAGCAACCAUCAUCAAGCUGAAUCCGAUGGAUUCACAGUGCUUAUUUUAAUAAAUUUUCUCACCAUCGUACAUCGUUAAUUAGUGACGUGGAGUUAGUGUGUGUGUGUGUGUGCACAAGUGUGUCUGUGGCCCUUGGGGGCCCCGUUGGUUCCGGGUUGUGUCAAUUGGUGUGCCCUUUUUGAAGUGACGAAGAAAGUGGAUGUAAUUUGCCCACCUGGGGCGAGCAAGUAAAGCCCGCUUUUAGUUUGUGUAGUGAUUUAAGAAAAAUAUAGUGGGUGGUUUGAGGAGGAAAAACAAAUACGUAACACACAUAAGCACAUUCCAUUGGUAAAACGCGAGAGCUUUGGUGCUCGCUUUAACUGUUAACCGAUGACGUCUCGCCCGCGCGUGGACGUUCGACUGUGAAGAGCGAAGGCACAACACGGGGACAACAUUCCUGGUGCUGCAACGGGAAGCGGGGUAAUUGCACACCAACGCAACAACAAUGUCGAAGGACACGACCCAAUCGCGCAUCCCCCGGCUGGACGGUGUGGGCAGCCGGAUACCGGUCCCGGGCAGCUUUCGCCUACCGAGCAGUGCGGUGCGGCUCCCUACCAAGCGGCCACCACACCAGGCGGCACCGCCGGCCACACCGAUCAGCUUGCUGCGGCCACCGUCCCGCUCCGGCGCGAUCUCGAUCGCCCGGUCCUACUCCGGCGACAAGCUGUCGAGCGGUGAGCCGAGCCCGUUCCCACUGCUGGCCGCUUCUACGCCGGCACUGCUCCGACUCGCCACACCGGCCGGCAAGCCGCAGGCCGGCGGGUUGCCCUUUCUCAAGAAGCUCGAGCUGGUCACGGCCGGCACGACCGAACGGCUCGAGGACAUUAAACUUUGCCGCCGGGAGUUUGCAAUCCCCAGCGACGACGACGAUGAAGAUGACGGGGACAAUGAGCAGGACGUGUGUGGCCCGGACGGAACCGUGCAGAUGCUGGUAGACGAAUCGCUCGAGCUGGUCGGUGCGAACAGUACGGACAACCUGCUGGACCCGCCUGCGGUGCCGUGCGGGGAGGUGGAACCGGCCACGUUCGUAAUCCCGCCGAGCGCGCCGAGCCACCGGAACGAGCACACCGUAACGCUGCAGCGCGAUGGGAACGUUACGUACGAGGUGCGGCGCAGCGGCACGUUCGUAAAGUCGUCCCGCGAGUCCCUGGCCAGCGACGGGCCGCGCCCACCCGUCAUGAGCCUGACGCACACCCGCAGCCAUACCUCGCUCUCCACGUGCGGCGCGGUGCUCGGGCUGACGAAAACAUUCCGCCGCGAAAGCACCGAAAGCAUCGAUUCGCCCGCGCUGGACGUUACGCGCACCAUGCCGUUUCGGCGCCGACCGUCGGCCGGCGAGCUGCUGCUGCAGGAGGAGCAGGAGGAGCAGGGUGGGCAUGGGCAGCCGGGGCGGCACCGACCCCCCAUACUGAACUCGACGAUGGUGAACGAGCGGCUGCUGAACUUUACGCAAAGCAUACCGAACAUCACGCAGGAGCUGCUGUACGGGGAGGGAGCGGGCCGGGAGCCGUGUCCGGCGCCGGGCGAUAGCGUGCUCAACCGCACGCACUCGGUCGAGGAGCAGCGGGGGCUGCUGGGUGGGAAGGGGAAGUCCAAUCGGCUGACGUUUAAUUUGGAGGAAUCGCUCAACCUGAUGCAGUUCGGUGAGGACGACGCGGCGGCGACGGGCGGCCGGCAGGGUCCGGUGUUUAGCUCAACGUUCCAUUCGGACUCGAUGGCGAUUCCAGCGGGAAGCGGUCAGAUGAAGCAGCUGGCGGCUGGACAGCUCAGCGGCACGAUGCUGAUGGACAUUAGUGCGCAGGACCGGACGCUUGUGCCGUCCGAGCUGGAGCGGUUCAGUGAUGGUGAGGAUGAGGAGCAGCGUAGUCACCCGGACCAGGGCAGGCGAACGAUUGAUCGGCAGCGGGAGGCGAGUCUAGAGGCGGACGUGAGCGCUGGGAAGGAAAUAUUCGACCUGAGCCUGGAGGAGCCCGAACCGAGCGAUCAGGAGCUGCUGCCACCGAGCUACCAGCAGCAGGAAGUCGUGGUGCGGCGUCAUCUGGAGGGUCGGGCCAGCACAGUGCCAGCCCCGAAGCAGCGGUACUCGUUCGGGCUCGACCUCACCGAGUGUACGCUGGACUGCUCGAUCGAGCUGUGCGAUUCGUCGCUUUCGCUCACCAAACCCGCGCCGCAGCUGAAGUCACCGACGAGCUCCCUCACCAAGCAGGGCUCGUUCGAGAUGGACGAGAGCUUGGGGAUCCUGACGCCCGAUCAGAUGAAAGAGUUUCUCGACUCGACCACCACCAACACGAACAACACGAACAAUGCGGCCAGUGCGGCCGGGUUGGAGCUGCAGCUGAAUGUGGGUGCGGGGGGUGGUGGUGGCGGAGCGGGCCAUCAUCAUCAUCAUCUGCAUCACAAGCACGGUGCGUUGCAGCAUCACUGCCGGAUCGAUCAGACACCGUCGCCGGAGGAAUUGCCGCUCGACCCGGUGGGCGUCAAGACGGACAUGUCGGACAUUAUGCUGCCGGCUGAGUUGCUGCUCAUAACAGGCGGUCCACAACCGUACAGUGGGGGUGGUGGUGGUGGUGGAGGUGUGCUUGGAGCAGCCGGUGGACCCUCCAGUACAGGCGCCGGUGUCAGUGAGCUGUCCCAGGCCGACUCCGACCCCAAAACGGAUCAGAUGACAAAGUCGGCCACCUCGUCGAAGGUGUCGAACAGCUUCAUUACGAGCAUCACGAGCAUUACCAGCCUGGAUACGGGGUACCAGGGCGAUGGGGAGAUGUCGCGCCCAGCCAGUCGCGGUGCCGACCAUUCCCCUUCGAAUGGGCCACGUGUUAAAUCGGCUGCGGGAGGCGGUGGAGGCGCCUGGCAACCGAUGAUGGCGGCGGCCGUUGCGGCGGUACCACGCCGCCAGGACCCGAUGACGGAUUCGGACUUCUUCACCGAGAGCGAUGCGGACGACGUGUACAACCGGGGGGACGCACGGCGGGCACAGAUCAUCGACGGCCAGCUGUACGGUGGGGCGGGUGCGCCAGGUGCCAAUGCCAUCUUCAAUGCGAUCGACGAGCAGGAGGAUGCCGAGCUGCAGCACCAGCAGCAGCGGGACGACGCCGCCCAGAACGAGGACUCGUGCAUGGAGUCGAGCGGGAUUUUCACCGACGUGGAAAACCGGGCCGACGAUGACCUGGUGCAGCGUCGGGCGGACGAUCAGCAGCAGGCGGCCGUUGCGGGGCGAGGUUACGGCGGCGGCGGCGGCGACCAGCUGACGGCCAGCGAUGACAUGAGCCCCGAGUCCCUGUCGACGGACACGAUGAGCAGCAGCAACAGCCAGAGCUUUGUGCGGGCCGCGGGAGCGCCGAGGGAUGACGCAGCGUGCGGUGAAGGUGAGACGCGCCCAUUGCCGCCCGACGAAUGUCCCGGGGGAGUCGGAGGUGGAAGCGCGGCGGACUUCGCUUCGCCGAAGGCGAACGAACCGCAGCAGCAAACGCCGCACCACUACCACCAACAGCCGGACGGGCGCGUUGAUAUUGGUGCCGGCGGUGGCAGCGGCGUCGUCGUUGUCGGCGCGAGUCCGACAGCUGGUUCGCCUGGUAGUGGUGUUGGUGCUGCUGGAAGCGUCGUCGCUGCGCGCUGUUCCGACAGCAGCUUCCACGACGUCAGUGGCAAGCGAUCGGUCGCGGCGUGCGGCAACCACAGCGGUGCUAACGGCAGUCGCAAGCAGCAGAAGAACGAAGCGAACCGCGGGCUGCGGACGAAGCAUCAGCAGCAGCAGCAUGCGCCAGCGGUGGUGGAAAUGUCCGCAACCACGUCCUCCGGUGGGGCCUCCUCGCGCACGGAUCGGUUAAGCAAGGUGCGCCAGUGUAAGCAGGAUUCGCAGGAAGCUUCGCGCGCCAUUUCGGCGGAGUGCAACGGUAGUGAGAGUGUCGAUUGUGAUCAGGAAAAUAAGCGUCCCAGUGUCCCGGCGGUGAGUGUUGGUGGUGCGCGUACAGGUGGUGUGAGUGCACGUGGUGGUGCGGGUGCGAGUGCCGGUGGUAGUGCCGGAUCCAAUCUAAGCUUUGUGAAAAAAUCCAACACCCCGAACAAGUGGGACGCGGUGAUGAGCAAGAUCGCGGAGAAUAAGUCGGUGAUGCGGCGCAAUUUCAGUGACGUCAAGUCGCGCAUUAGCUGCGGUGGUGGGGGUAGUGCAGUGGUCAGUGCAGGUGCAGCGAAAGGUGCAUCGUCGACGGUGGUGGGGCGGCGGGACUCGCCCGCCGCCACCGCCGCCGGCUCGCUCAGAAGCCCGCCGUCCGAGUGUACCAGCGUGGCGAGCCGCAGUUCCGCACACGGCAAGCGCACGAUCUCCGGCUCGGUGAAAAGAGGUCGCACCCACAGCAAAGACAGUGAGCAAAGCUCGCUGAGUGAUCUUAGCCUGUCCGGUGGCUCACCGAAGCUAACGCUGAAACUGCCCAGCACCCGACCAGCCAAAAAGCGAGAUGUGCGCACAAUUAACUCUUCAUCCAGCGACCUGGGACCGCCGUCCAAGACGAAUGGCGCACAGCCGGCACGGAGCAGCGCAGCCCGGGCGGCUGCCGCUUUGCAGAAACGUAUAUCUCCCAACCUGACAAGCGCCUCGAUUCCGCUCGUACCGGAGCAGCUGAAGGCAUCGCCGCCGACAAAGCGCAAUAUGCUGCUGAAGCGUAACGGCACCACCAAUGGAACGCUGCCUGCCAAGACACCACUGAAAGGUAAGCUUGCGGCCCAUCUCCUGAAAGAUAAGGAAGCCAACAAGGAAAACAGCAUCAAUGGAGAUCACAAUCGUCUUGCUGGGGCGACGGCGACCACGAAAUCGGCUGCCGCGGCGGCCACUGCCGGUACGGUCGCUGGCAGCAACCACUCGCCGAAACCGACGCUGGCCAAAUCGACGCUGCUACGGUCGACGAGCGCGGUCCCGACCACGGCGACGAAUCAUCACGCAACCCCACCACCACCACCAUCGCACCUGUCCCACCAUCCCCAGCAUGCGGUCAAUGGCGGCGGCGGCGGCAGCGGCGGGGUGGCCCACAACACGACGGCCGCUUCGGCGGCCAGCAACGCAACCGUCAAAGCGAUCCAGCGCAACGGCACGAUCAUACUGGACAAGUCCAGCUCCCCGCUGCUAAUCUGCGAGGUGGGCGAGCGGGCAAAAGGGGUCGCUGCCGGGGCGAGCAGUGCGACCAGCACGCCGGAAGUGCAAUCGAUACUGACGAUACUACCAUCCGCCUGCUCGACGCCGCUCGUGGCGACUGCCGGGACGCCGGUGGCGGCAGGAAAGGAACCGAACUGUGAUCAACUGCACCAGCAGCAGCAGCAGCACCACCAUCCGGUGCGCAACGGUCGUCACCGUGAAACGGCACCCCAUCACAGCGAGAGCAAAGGAUCGGAACUGGUCGACCUUGCCAUGCUCAGCCAUGCCCAGAAGGGCGUGGAAGCGUUGGGAGUUUUAGUACAAUACCUAGUUUUUAAUUUGGAUGCCUUCUCCUGUCCCACGAUCAAGGCGGCACACCAGAAGACCUCCGCCGACCUGCUGGAAACCAAGUCCAUACUGGACGAGGAGCGCACCAACAGCCAAACGCUGAAGCAGCAGCUGCUAGAAACGACGGAGCGCGAAACAGAGCUGCAGGAGCUGCAUCGCUGUGAGCUGAGCAAAGUUGAAACCUGUCUCAGUGAGCAGCAGCGCAGUGCGGACGACCGGAUUGCCGCACUGGAAGCGCAACUGCUCGCGAAAGAGUCCCACAGCCGCGAGCUGCUGGCGCGCAUCGAUGGCUACGAGGCGAAGCUGACCGACCAGGCGGAGCAGCUGGAAAGCGCUCGCGCCCGCGAGCUGGACCUGCUGCAGCGAAUCAACGCGCUCAGCUGCACCGAGAACGAGCUGCGCGACAAGGUACACUCCAGCGAGCUGGCCUUCAGCGAGCGGUUGCAGGCGGCGGCCAUGCGCGAGCGCGACCUCACCGACCAGAUCAACGGGCUGCACCGCGAGAUGGAGCGGAUGCGGCGCGAAACCGAGCGCAAGGAGCGCGAGCUGGAGGAGAAGCUCACGAUCACGAAGGAUGAGUGUGUGGUGCUGCGGCAGAGCCGGAACGGUUCGGUGGAACCGGCCUGCAGCCAGACCGGCAGUGGUACGGCAGCGGCCAGCAGCGGCAACACGAUGAACGUGUCGGGCAAUCCGCUGCAGCUGAACCGAUCGUCCGGCAACAUCAACCACCUGCAGGUGCUGCAGGACGAGGUGGACAGUUUGCGCUGCGUGCUCGACCUGAAGCAGCGCGAAAUUUCCGAGCUGCGCAAGCAGACGCAGGAGUACGAGCGGGACGCGAAGGAUCUGCCCGGUGCGCUGACGAAAAUUUCCGCGCUCGAGUCGCGCAUCGAGGAUCUGGAGGUGCAGCUGAAGACCAAAACGGAGGAAGAGAAAGAGCUGCAGCAAAAGUUGAAGCAUUUGCAGGACAACCUAAACCAGGAGACGAAGAUCAAGAGCCGGCUGUCGCUGCACAACGAGGAGCUCCAGUGGCGGCUCAAGCAAAACUCGGAAAAGUUCACGCUAGCGUACGCGGAGCUGUCCAAGAGCUACCACGAGAAUUCCAGCUUCAUGAUGAACGCGACGAAAUCGAGCCUGGACCAGUCGGUCUCGCACCACCAGCACCAGCUGAGCCACAACCAGUCGCGGUCGAGCUGCUCGGACCGGUUCUUCGACAUGGACGACAUUUCCCCGCCGACCUCGCCCGUCAUCAAGGGCAUGGUGGAGAAGAGCGACUCCGUCUCGUGGGUGCUCGAGAUCGACGACGAGCCGCCGGAGGUGUCGGCCUCGCGCAUGGUCCGCCGGGCUGGGUCGUUCCGCUCGAGCGCCGCGUACGACUCGGUGGCCAAGCGGCCAAAGUGCGCCGGCCUGAACCAAACCACCAGCGGCAUCCAGCAGUCGAGCUCGGCCGCCUCCAUCCUGAAGCAGCACUCCAGCGACCUGUCGGCGGCCGCGGUAAAGCCACCGCACUCGGGCGCCCCGUCCCACCGGUUGCGCUCCAAGUCGGUGAGCAUCAAGGCGGCCGAACCACCAAAGAAGAUCGUGCGCUCGAACUCGGGCGCCUCGGCAUCGCCCUGCCCGCCGGCGGGCGUUCCGUGCAAACCAUCGCUGCGCAUGGUGGAUCUGCCGGGCUCGUCGUGGAAGGAGCAGCCACUGUACAGCAGCUCCCCGUACGCCCACAAGCGCUACCUGACCGAGGAGCUGGAUUUGAUCGGCACGGGCAAACCGUUCGCCGAGCAGCAGCAGCAGCAGCAGCACCAUAACCGGGCGAAAGACUUGUUCCUGGAGGAGACGGAGUUUCUGAGCGAACCGGACAGUCCGUUCGCCCGCUGCCCGCCAAACGGGGCCGGUGAGGGCAACAUUGCCGAUCCGCCGGUCGAAAUCUUUCACCGCGACAAGACGCCCCACUUCAAGAAGAGCAAGGAAAACCGUGGCCUCAUUACCUGCGACACGACCGCACUGAUGGGGGGCGUCGGCAGUACGUCCAAGGCGUCCGGCAGUGGGGGUGGGCUGACGGCGCGGGAAAAGCGCCGCGAGUUUACGCGCAAUGCCGGCAGUGCGCUGAAGGAGGGAGCGGGUGAGGCGCUCGUAUCGGGCUCCAACUCGGACGACGAAGCGCUGUCCACGUCCUCGUCGUCGUCGGGCUCGUCCUCGUCCUGCAUCUCCGAGGCCAGCCUAUCGUCGGCGACGGGGAGCAGCAGCAGCAGCCACGACAACAGCCCCCUGCACAGUGGCAAGCGGAGCAGCGAGCGGAUGAACAACGAGCACGACGACACGGUGGAGGGUGCGGCGAACUCGUCGGACGAGCAUCCGUCCCAGCACCGGCGGCGCCAUUCGAACGUCUCGCUCGAGGACGCACUGAUGAAGAAGAUCGUGGCCAGCCUGAACGGGGGCGGCGACGAGCCGCACGACGGUACGCCGAUGGAGGUGAGCUGGUCGGAGGAUGGCGAUCCCGGGUCGGAAUCGAACGUAUGACAAGACGACGACAGUUUUUAGGGCGGACAGCGACAGAGAGGGCACGUGGGAGAGCAGCAGCAGGGAGGGGGGCGACCAUUGCGACAAAAGUGAAACACAUUAUUCUUUAAGAGUAGUCGGUACACCGAUCGGCGCAGUGGCGCGAGAGACGAACGGUGUGAAACAUACGGUGGGAGACGAUACUUCCUCGUUGCCCUUUGCCCUCCCUUUUCCUCCACGCAAUACGACGGGUAAAAAGCGCGGGUCAUAAUGAUUCCGCUCAAGUGAUUUGCAUUUUCUGCUUUCCGGAAAACCGAUUUGAGGAUCGAUCGGGUUCGAGCGACAAAAACACGACAAAAAUGCAAACAAUCGAAUGUGUGCGUGUUAAGGCUUUGGUUAGAUGUUAGGUUAGGUACUUCUGGUUCUCAUCACCUUACAAAAAGAAAAACUUCAAGAGUUGCUCGAGUUGCUUAUUAGUUGUUAUGAUGAUUAAUAUUUCCCUAUGUUUUUGUUUAGCGCGUAAGUUUGUUUAGUGUCCUACUAUUAUUACCAGUCGUUUAAUUUGUCGUUAAUAGAAUUAGCGCGAAAACCUCUCCCCACUCUUAUAUAUAUAAAAAACCCAAACACACACACGCGAGAUAGCUACGACACACACACGGAAAUCAAAUACUACUGUUACUACUAAUAAUGGCAUCACACUACUGAGAAAGAGACUAUUUAAUCGAAGAAAAUAAGAAACAGAGAGAGAGACAGCGAGUGCGACAUACAUAAUUGCAAAUGAGAACAGAUUGUCUUUGGAUUUUUUUUGUGGGCGGGUGUGUGUGUUGGUUCCACUUCGGUUCGGAUUAGAUUUAAGCCUGUCUUCGUGUGCAAAAACAAAGCUGCAAUUCGCGCUCUGCCAUGGCAAAAGAGGCUCCCGCUUGCUCGAUGUCCUCGAUCAAUCGCUGUCUGUCUGGAUGGAAACUGUCGUUAGAAGCCGAUCGUCUUUGGGAAGCAACCUCCAAUCGGGUUCAUCGCUGACCCUCACUCUCUGGGUGUGUGUGUCUGUAUAAAAUACCGAAAAACGCUUAGCAGCGCUAUAUAUUUGUCUCAAUGGACGCGAAACAUUGUGUUAGAGAAGGUUGAGCGAAUUAGUAUGUGUGUUCUUUCCGGACCAUAGCUUAGGUGUAUAGUAGUAGCGAUUAAAUCAAAACAAAUUUAAAACCACAACCAUUGUUAGUAUCCCCUUCUCUCCUACUUCCCACUCCUCUCCUUUGAUCGAAUAACCUUGAAUUGGGUCGCAACGUGACAUUCGCAACGCGACAUCGUGUUUUUCUUUUUUAACCUUAAGCACUGGACAAUGCAGAACGAUUCUUCCCCUUUUAUCUUUAUGUGUAUAUGUUUCCACUGUAUAACCUUUAACCCUUAACUUGUUACGCUGUUAUGUUGUUUGUAAAAUUUGUAACCACAAUUCACAGCACUGUUGGGUCGUCGAUGGUCUAUGGGUUUAAUGCUCCCCACAUUCGGCCGGCCCCGGGGGCAGUGCGUUGAGUUGUGUGGAAGAAGCGAACGCAAACCUGCGAGAGGAUCGCGUGUGGUUUGGUUUCGUGCUUGUAGAUUUUUUGGAACGUAGAUUUGUCCGAUCGCGGUAACCAUUACCGGGACCUUGUUUGCGGAUAAAACUUUGAACUGGACAAGUAGCGUGGAGCAUUUGUAGGCGCAAUCCGUAAGAAAACGAAAGAGAGAGAAAGAGAGAAAACGGUAGAAAAUAAAGUGUAAUAAUUUGUUGGGAAAUGAAAUUUUCCAUUCCCUUACUUAGAGACGAUACGAGCGUUUACAUGGAAGGAGCUAUAAAUACAAUCUAUAAACACUACUAAACACCAUACACACAUACAUACAUGCAAAACACACCCAACAUUAUGAAAGUGUUCUUCAACUACUUCAAUUACUGGUUUGGUAAAUAGUGAACGAAGCUGAACAUGAAUGUGGUAUAAGUGCAUAAGUUUCUUGGAAAAUAUGUGUGAGAGAGAGAGAAAGAGAGAGAUUGAAAGAAAAAGCCCCCUUAUUGUAAACUUUAUCUACUACUCAGAUUCUAUAAAAAAAGAACAAAACAAAACAAGUGAAUAAUUUAACCCAAAGCCGAAUGUGUUAAUAGCAAAGAUUGUCUUGAUUGUCUUGCAAAUGCAAACUCCAUUGCAAAAAGGUUGCACCUGCAUGGGUCUGCAGCCGAGAGAGAGAGAGAGAGCUAAAUCCCGAGAGAAAAGCAAAGCUGCGAUGAUCCAUUUGAGUUUAAAAUACAGAUUAAUGCAAACUGUAAUGCAUAUUGCAAAGUGAA
Anopheles gambiae (African malaria mosquito) is the source of this 11236-nucleotide messenger RNA. RefSeq lists its product as uncharacterized. Lineage: Eukaryota; Metazoa; Arthropoda; Insecta; Diptera; Culicidae. Gene Ontology annotation, cellular component: cytoplasm; nucleus. The coding region runs from base 1405 to 8943 and encodes 2512 amino acids. Gene Ontology annotation, molecular function: microtubule binding. The record is from RefSeq and is a predicted model, not a curated record. The transcript has 12 exons.